This is a messenger RNA of Geodia barretti, 7601 nucleotides long. NCBI's taxonomy places the organism in Eukaryota, Metazoa, Porifera, Demospongiae, Tetractinellida, Geodiidae. The record is from the annotation of a GenBank genome assembly.
CGCAGUUUUCUCUCGACGGCAGACUAGACGGGACGACGAUGUCGGUGGAGAGUGGGGGAAGCCUGGCCGCAAGUGGGAGCCCGAGCAACUCGCUCUCCAUGGCCGCUUCCCUCGGUGCCUCCACCACUAGAACCGCUGUCCGGAGCACGGCGAUGGGAGUCGCCUACGAGGCUGGAGACCCGCGGGCUCGUAGCCCCGAGCGCACGCCAGCCACCGCCUCUGCUCUUCUGAGAACCGUGAAACAAGGCGUAGAGAGCGAGGAGGAAGGCCGGAAGAGACGAGGAAAGGGAGGAGGAGGGGGAGGGAAGAGAGAAAAGACCAACGGAAAGUUUCUGAACGCCAACAAGCAGCUGAUGAAGAAAGGUAUACUGGAGUUUGAGUCUCGCGCGGGAGACAGCGACCGCUCUUCGACGCUCCCCCACACCUCGACUUCACCACAACACAACAACUUCAGACCUCUCUCUGUCUACACCACAAGUCCACCCAAUACCCUCUCGGCAGAUGCCACCCCGACUGAUCUCAGACCUGGUGUCCUAGUAGCAGGGCCAGGAGGGAGCAUGCGUCGAGUCUUCCGAGACCAGUCACCCACCGAUGUCCUCCCGUACCCUGGAAACUCUGUCCAACUCGCCUUCUCCCCCGACAGCGGCUACGGAAACACUCCAGACGGUGUGAGACACUCUGACCAACAACCCCAAGCAGCUAAUACUUCUACCAAUGCCCUGAAUCUUCCUCGAAAUGGAAGUUCAAGUCGCUCUAACUCUGAGAGGACGAGCAGUUCGGAUAGUGUUGGAGUGACUGUGACCAUCGACUCUGGUGUAUCAUUCUGCGGUGCAGACAUGUCCGUCCCUCGCCCGGCGAAAUUUCGAAUCGGUGAAGCCGUCACCACUGCGUUUCCCGCCAUUUCUUCCCCUCCUCUCCCUAGCAACGGUGGAACUCCGUUGGAAUCUGAGACGGGCAGAGACAACCCAGCCUCUCCCUCUCAUUCCCUCACUCGGACUGUCAAUAAAACCCCUGGACAUCUUAUCUCCAGUGCAAACUCUCCUCGCCAUUACAACUCAUACUCUAUCAAUUUCCCUCUUUCGUCUGGCCCCAAAGGAGAGACACAAGUAUUCCAGUUUAAUCCACAGGUUACGACUUCAUCGAUGACGCAUGGAGUCUCCACCCCUGCCCUCUCCUCCCUCCCCCCCACCAGCCCUCGUCACAAAAAUCACCACACCCCCAACAACGAUGAUUAUCGGAGCCGAGACAGGGAGGCCCCGGGUAAUUCCAGACGUCAGACGUCUCCGGCACGAGAUUUGAGAGAUAGGGCUCGUCAGACGAGAUCUCGAUCGCAACCAAUGGUCGCAAGCCUCACACUGAAUAAGCCGUCGCCAGAUUCCCAUAAGGACCGUUCCAGUGGAAGUGGGCAGAAAGACUAUUUCCAAGUGACGGACGAGCUGUCUCGAGAGAACUCUCAUUUCUCCCUCUCAGAGGCCCUUAUCACCAUUGUUGAGCAGUACAAGGCCAACACAACUGAAGCCAGACAGGAAACACUUCGAGGCGAGCGAGACCAGCAAGCCACACCCCCUCCCGAUCCAAUGGACGCAGCUCCGAACUCUGACCUCUACACGACCUCGCCACCCCCGAGAUCGUGGGGCUCUCUCUCCUCUAUUGCCACCGAAGAUUCAGUGGACAAGUUCUCCCUGCAAAAGUCGACUCCAAAGAUCAGUCUGGUUGACCUCAUGAGGAACGCUGGCAGCGCUGUCCAGUCUGCAGAGUCAACUGCUCAGAGACUACUUCAGUUUAUUGCCGCACAGUACUCUGGAGUCGAGUCAGAGGACAUUGGAAACAGUUCCACUGUGCUGACCCUUCCAGUUGAUUUCCUCUGUUCACUGAGACAAGAUGAAGACCUCCAGAAAUCUGUGACUACAUCCAAUCCACCCACUCGAGGCAGCAAGGAUUGGGCUCCGCCUCGUGCCCAAAUCAUCUUCCACAUCAAAACUCCUCAAAGGAAUAUGAUGAAGCACCUGGCGGCUCAGGGGUACCGGUGCACGGGGUGUGGCAUGAGGCAAGAACCGUCCCAAGCACGUCAUUUCCGGUUCUGCAACUACACCGGCAAGUAUUACGUAUCAAACUUUGCCCACGACCUGCUGGAGAGGAUUCACUACGAACCAGUGUUUGAUCUCAACAACAUUAAUCCCUCAGAUCUACACCACUGUACCAUUACUAGCCCAGGCCAGGACGUGCACACGUACUCCAUUGACGACUUCCUACAAAUCAAGUUAAAACUACGAUACCUCCGAUCGCUACUGCAAGACUCUAUAAAACACGUCAAAUCUUGUCCCGCGGUGUUCGAGAUCCACCCAGUCGUGAACGGCUCUGGCAGAGUCAAAUUCGCCUGGCAGCGGUCCGUCGGAAACUACCUCGCCGUGUCCGGUGUCAACAAGGUAGUAAACAUUUACGAUCGUCACGGAGAGCACCAGAAUGACGUCAUAAUCCUACUUCCAGGCCUGUGUACCAGUCUGGACUGGGACAGAGAUGGAGAUGUACUGGCAGUCACACAGGACAAAAACGGGAUGCUGCAUCUGUGGAGUACACACAGUCCUGAAGUGAUCAAACUUGACUCAGGAAUGAAGGAGCACCUCACAGUAUGUGCAUGGGCAAAGACCUCCAACCAACUGGCGGUUGGAACUGCCAGAGGAAAUCUUCUUCUCUAUAACCACAGAUCGCGCAGGAAGAUACCGAUUCUCGGAAAGCAUUCUAAGGCCAUCACGACUGCAGCUUGGAGCUCUGAGAACUUGCUGGCUCUUGGUUCGGAGGAUCGCAGCAUGACCAUCAGCAACAGCCGAGGAGACACGCUCAAAUCUACUCAGUUGAGGGCAGAACCAUACGAUAUCCAGUUCUCCACUGUCACUGCAGAAGACGGAAUUACUUCAGCCACAAUUAUAACCACCGUGAUUUCUCACAAGACACUGAUGUUAAAUGACAUAGACAGUGAAGAAAACCCCAUCGAAUUAGCCUUCCAGGGUCGCUAUGGCAACAUCGUCUCGUACAGACCAUACGGUAAUGGAUGCAUCAUGAUUGGGUUUUCAAAUGGUUACUUCGUCGUAAUUUCCACAAGAAAGGACGAACACGGGCAGGAGCUGUUUUCAUCUCGAAACCACAAAGAUUGUCUCGGUGACGUGGCAAUAUCGACAUCCCUGAGCCAGGCAGCUUCCUGCGGAGAUAACUGCAUAAAGAUCCACGAUCUCUCUGAUCUCAAGGGCGUCUACACGAUCAUUGAUAUCGAAGAAGAGAAAGGUCAGUUGGAUAAGCUAAACUGGACAGAUGACGGCCAACUUCUCUCAGUCAGUACAGUAAACGGAGGUGUUCUGACGUACCUGGCCAAACUACCUCAACUGGGGGACUCCUCCUCGACCAGAGUGGCCUACCUCACCUCCCUUCUACAGGUUACUAUUGUGAACAAUGUGGAAGAGGAGCCAGCGAUAAAGAUGGAUACUGUGGUAGAGCCUUCUUUCCUGGCUCUUGGUCCGUUCCACAUGGCGGUGGGUAUCAAUGAUCGCUGCUGGAUCUACGAAAUCAGAGACCAUGGAGAGGUUUUCGAGAAGUCUUAUCUGGGAAAUGUGAUUAGUAUGGACCUCAACAGUCAGUAUGCCGCAGCUCUCUAUGAUGGCCAUAUUCUCCUCCACACGAUUGAUUCAACUUCUGAAGGAACUUAUCCUACAGGUGUGGAUGGAGGUAUGGGAGGGAGGGAGAGUCGAGUAUUUCCCGAGCAAGGAAAGGAGGAGCUAAUUCUGUCUAUGGGGCUGACUCAGGACUUCCUCAUAUACUCCACUCAGAGUGGUUGUCUCAGGCACUUCUUUCUUGAAGACUGGCAGUACGUCAAUGAGCACAGACAUGUAGUAGGUAUAGCUAGGGUGUGGCCAGACGCGAGUGGAACACGAGUGGUGUUUGUCGAUGAAAAGAGCGACGCUUUUCUGCUCAAUCCAGUAGAUGACAGUGUUCUAGAGCUGGCUCAUUUCCCACCUAAUGUUAGAGGAAUCCUCUGGGAGACCUGCCCACUAGAUAAGCACAUCUUCCUUGCCUAUGAUGAAGAGAGCAUGUUCACUUAUGUACACUCCAGGGACACUGUCACAGGUCCCACCUGCCAAAUGGUGGGAGCCACGAAGCUACCGUUCGGACUGACUCCACUGAUGAUGUACAACGGAGAGGUGACCUGCCAGAGCCUCACUGGGAAACUGGCAAUACUCAGACUGGGCACCCACAACUUUAGAGACGACCAGGACAUGGCUGAAGAGCAGUUGAGGGUGUCUCUACAAAAAAGCAUUAGCCUCAGAAGGUUCAAAGACGCGUGGUCCUACGCCCAAGCUCUGGAUGUGGCAAGCUGCUGGGAAGAACUGGCACAAGCUGCCCUCUAUCAUAUUGAUAUUGAACUAGCAAUCCGUGCCUACCGCCACCUCAAAAACGUGGCCAUGGUCUAUUCCCUGGAACAAGUUCAGCACGUGGAGGAUAGAAAUCUCCUGGUGGGCCACCUGGCAAUGUUCAUGGAGCAGUACAACGAGGCCCAAGACCAUCUCCUUGCCUCUUCUAACCCCAUGGCCGCACUCGAGAUGCGUCGAGACUUGCUCCACUGGGACCAGGCUCUCAGUCUGGCCAAGAGACUAGCUCCCGACCAGAUCCCAUACAUUUCAAAGGAGUAUGCCCAACAACUGGAGUUCACUGGAGACUAUGCCAAUGCUCUGUUCCACUAUGAGAAAGGAAUCUUGGAAUCCCCAGAGGACUCUGCUCACAGUGAGGUGUGCUGCUGUGGAGUCGCUAGAAUGGCCAUCAGAACUGGAGACAUUCGCAGGGGGAUCGGUAUGGCCCAGUCCAGAGAUAACAGACAGCUGAAAAGGGAUUGUGCAGCCAUCCUCGAAUCAAUGAAGCUGUAUGCUGAGGCUGGGGUGCUGUAUGACAGAGCAGAGAGCUGGGACAAGGCUGCCACAGUCUAUGUCAAGAGCAAGAACUGGGAUAAAGUGGGGGAGCUGCUGCAAAGGGUAUCAUCCUCGAGACUCCAUGCCCAGUAUGCCAAGGCCAGAGAGGCAGACGGACACUACAUGGAGGCAGCGAGAGCUUACGAGUCUGCUCACGAUCACGACAAUGCUGCCAGAGUGUACCUGGACCUGCUGAAGAGUCCAGAUGAGGCAGUGAGGAUUGUGAGAGGGUCUGGAUCAGUUGAAGGAGCCAAGAUGGUGGCAAGAUUCUUCCAGAAGACCGGAGACUAUUCUUCAGCUCUGCAGUUCCUGGUCCUGUCGAAAUGCAACGACGAAGCUUUCGCCAUGGCGGAGAGCUACGACCACAUGCAGCUGUAUGCGGAAGUGGUGGGAGAGGACUCCACUACAGAUGACUACCUCAGAAUAGCCACCCACUUCCAGAGGGUCUCUGAUCACUUGAGAGCCGGACAGUUCUUCCUCAAGGCCAGGGAAUUCACCAAGGCUUUGGAGCACUUCAUCCAGUGUUCUGUAUCAAAGUAUCCCGAGGGAGAGCACAUUGACCUGGCCAUCCAGACAGCAGCAGAAGCGGGAGAUGAAGCUCUGGUCCAGAGACUCACAGACUAUCUCAUUGGGGAGAUCGACGCAGUCCCCAAGGAUGCGAGGUACCUGUUCCAGAUGUACAUGGCCCUAGGGCAGUACCCCGAGGCGGCCAGGACCGCGAUACUCAUUGCCAGGGAAGAUCAGACGGCCGGAAACUAUCGCAACGCCCACGACGUCCUCUUCCAUAUGUACACAGAGCUGAGAGACCGAGACAUCAGGAUCCCAGCUGAGAUGGUCCAGAACCUCAUGUUGCUGCACAGCUACGUUCUAGUAAAGUUGCAUGUGAAGCAAGGCAAUCACAUGAAGGCUGCCAGACUUCUCAUUAGGGUGGCCAACAACAUCAGCAAGUUCCCCAGCCACGUGGUACCAAUACUGACGUCGACAGUGAUAGAGUGCCAGAGAGCGGGACUGAAAGGAUCUGCGUUUGGUUUUGCCGCGAUGCUCAUGAGGCCAGAGUACCGCCAGCAGAUUGACGUCAAGUGGAGGAAGAAGAUUGAGCAGAUAGUCAGGAAACCAGACAAGACAGAGUUGGAGGAGGAGGUGAGGGGAUGUCUCCACUGUUCCCAUCCUCUCCCUCUCACCUCCCUGGACUGCCCUCAGUGCAAGAACACCCUGCACUACUGCAUCGUCACUGGGCAACACAUGGCAAAGGACAACUGGACUGAAUGUCCUCAUUGCAAGUUCCCUGCUCUUCUCACUGAGUUUCAGAGUUUGCUGGAGAGUGAGAAAGGGGACGGCAUGUGUCCAAUGUGCAGUCUACCAGUCAAAUCCAGCGACCUCGUCCUCAUCUCCAGAGAAAACUGACAGUUUAUCAAAAGAUUAUACUAAUAUGCACACACUCUACUGGCCCACAAUCACUAUAGGUUUGUUUUUCUACAACAUGAAUUAUAAUAUGAAGCCCCACUGCAAUCCUGAGAAUUGUGCUAAUUAACUCACCUGACAUUAUUGCCUGCUGUCUAUAACUCAUAAGAUGGUGCUAUCUUAGUGUGCUGAAAGGCCAGUGAAUUGUGAUAUGUGUGGAACACAUGAAAAUCUGAGGCACAGCUCUGAACAAAGCUAGUGAACGUGUUGAUUACAAAUGAAGCACCAUUCCGAUCAUGAUAAAUCACCCCAUGAGUAUUAUAUAAGAACAGGAAAAAAAGAGAAUUAUAGUGAUGAAAGUGUUAUGAGCUUUCUUCUGCAGUUUUCUGCUGUUGCAGUUCGGCACGAAAGUAAUCCACUGUCUUUUGGAUCCCAGCUUUCAAGGUCACCUUUGGUUCCCAGCCAAGCACUGCCUUGGCUCUCUCAAUGGACGGUCUUCGUCUCUUAGGAUCAUCCUGAGUUGGAGGCAACAGCUCUAUGGUGGAUGUCGUACCCUCUAUGCUGGCUAAGAUUUUCUCCGCAAAGUCGAGAAUCGUGUAUUCGUCGGGAUUUCCCAGAUUAACCGGGUCGGAGUAGUUGCUGUUCAUCAGUAAAAUCAUCCCUUCAAUCAGGUCACUGAUGUACAUGAACGAACGCGACUGGUUCCCUGGAGCAAACACCUGUUAUAGCAAUGACAGCAAACAUAGACCGUUCAUAAGAACAUCACAAAUUUGACAAACGGUGAGAGUUUGGUUCAGAAGAGCUUGAAUGAUGAAGUUGCUAACGACUCUACCUGUCAUACAUGUGCAUCUUGGGGCCGUAGGUGUUGAAUAUCCUGGCGACCCUCACGUCCACGUCUUCUUGUUUAGCGUAGGCAUAGGCCAUCGUCUCUGCUACUCUUUUCCCCUCGUCGUAGCAGGCUCUGGGACCAAUGGGGUUAACGUGUCCCCAAUAUUCCUCCACUUGAGGGUGAACCUCUGGGUCUCCAUAUACUUCAGAUGUUGAGCUAAGUAAAAUCUUUCCUUUUACUCUCUUUGCCAGACCCAGCAUGUUCAGCGUUCCGAGAGCGUUUGUCUUGAUAGUCUUGAUGGGAUUGUACAUGUACUUGACUGGAGAAGCAGGCGACGCCAAGUGGUAUAUUUCAUCAACUUCUAUCAUGAGAGGGUUGACGAUGUCGUGGUUUACUAGUUCAAAAUUAUCGUGGCCAAU